Penaeus vannamei (Pacific white shrimp) is the source of this 2010-nucleotide messenger RNA. Lineage: Eukaryota; Metazoa; Arthropoda; Malacostraca; Decapoda; Penaeidae. The record is from RefSeq and is a predicted model, not a curated record.
AGAGAGAGAGAUCCACAAUCAUUCACAGACAGGCAGAGACAGAGAGAGAAAGAAACGAAGAAAAGGUGAACCCUAAAACCCCGUGAGCGCCCCAACCCCCAACCCAACCUGCAACCCAUUCCAGCGGAGGCGAUUCCCGGCGUCCAGCUUGCCAACCCGGACGCCUCACUCUGCCUCGCCGAACAGCUUGCCUCGGAGGCCAACGUCACGCUGUGCGCCUUCCUCAAGCCGACGCAAGCCGACCUCGAGGACCAAGUGACAGUCUUCACACUCGUCCAGAACGGGACUGUCAUGACAGCAAGCAUUAAUGAGUCGGUGUUGAACGUGCAAUAUGCUUCGACGAUGUACAGAUCUGACGACCCUUUCCUGCCCAACGAGUGGCAUUACGUGUGUGUGUACUACGACCCUAAGGAUGAGAAGGUGAGGAUGCACAUGCGAGGGAAAGACAGCGGCCUCGUGAAGGCACCUUGGGAGGCGGAGAACGCCACGGCCGACGAGGCGGACGGCGAGGACGCUCUCUGCCUGGGUUCCUUUGGCGAGUCCCCGGCCUUCGGCGGCGCCAUCCUGGCCUUCUCCGUGCAGUCCUGGGAGGCGGACGCGGGCGAAGAGCCCAUGCCCUUCCGGGCAGCUGACUGCACCGCCCUCUCGCCCAGCGACUCCCUCGUCACCCUCGACUCGGCGUGGACCGAGUCCGGGAGCGUGAGGACGUUCGACGUCGAGCCGGAGCAGAUCUGCUCCGAGGCGUACACCAAGGUCCUCGUCAGGCUCUUCGCGGGGCACCUCCCUCACGCAGAAACGUGCAGGAGGCUGGACGGCCGCCUCCCGACGGAGAGCGAAGUGGAGAGCUCCGUCCUGAAUGUCUCCAGCGAUCUCGCGCUCAACUGCUCCAAUGCCAAGAACGUCUCCCUCUGGCUCGCCGGGCCGAAGCCGAGCCAUGAAGUGACGGCAACCUGCACGGCCUUGCUCGCCAACGGCAGCGUCGCGUCCUACCCGUGCAUUAGCGAGGUGACGUGCAGCAUCUGCUUCGUGCCAGCGAAGAAAAGGUUCACGGUCUACGGGCCCCUCGAAAUCUUCGACCACCACUACACCCUGACUGUGGACGCCGAAGGCGCAGCGCAGUUCGUCGGCGACGUCUCGACGAUACAGCGAGACGAGGACGGCUGGCUCCUGUCGUCGGACCUCCACGUGCAGACGAUGCGCGUGGCGGGGCCGCUGCCAGUGGGCAGACACAGUUGGUUCUCAAGCCUCAAGAACAAGAAUAUGACCCUGACGAUGACCUCCUGUGGGCCUGAGCAGUACUCCUGCGGGGACAACACCUGCAUCGAGCGAGCCGCCUUCUGCAACACCAUCAGGGACUGUCGCGACGGGAGCGACGAGAGCGCGUGCAGCCCCGUGCGCCUGCCUCCCGAGUACGACAAGAGCAAAAACCCGCGCCUCGGCAGCAGCUCGCAGGGCCACCUCACCUACAGCGUGUACUUGUACGCGCUGAGUGACAUCAAAACUAUCGAAGGGAAAGUCACCCUGGAUAUGAAUAUCUACGUCACCUACAAGGACGAGCGGAUAACCUACUGGAAUCUCAGAGACUUCGAGCAGCAGAUUGACUGCGAAGAAAUCUGGCACCCUGAGUUCAACGCUAUCGCUGGCAGAACCACGGGCCUUGCGUAUCCAAUGGACGUCUACGACAAAAUAUGUGGCGUUUAUGGAUCGUCUGCCGGACAAAUUCGCUCUCUUGAUGAUCCCUUUAUGGUGGAUGAUGCCACGAAAUUUGGACGUCGAGCAUUUGAAACCACUUUUAUGGAAUACGUUCUGGAGAAACACGCAAUCUUCCACACGCAGAAUACUGGCGAAAAGGUGUUGAUUAUAUUGUCUGAGAUUAUAUUCAUGAUCCCUACUGUUUACACCCAAUGGUCCCUCAUCCGGGUCUCCGAGGCUCAGCCCAGAAAGGACGAAGAGAAUUUGCAAUUAAGGUUGCCAUUUACACAGAAUUCUAGGGAAGAGACCAAAGAGUGA